CAGACGCAGACAGGCUGAACCUGGCAUGGGAGAGAGGAUGGGAAAACGCAGAAGGCCCAGGAAAGACGUGUAAUUGCCUGUCACUUACCUGCGUCAGUAUGUUCAGCGCCUGUGUAACCCGGUUUAGCUCUUGCAACAAUGUCGCGGUUCUCUCCCGCCAGCAUACUUAACCCAGCAGAGCCGGUGUAUCCGAUCGACACUUUCCUGCAGAACGUUCAAAUCCUUCUGAUGGCCGCCAGUCACAUAGAGAGGACCGAGCAGACAAACAAGAAAGCUGAGCACGGAUAUGCAUCGUCGUUACCCUGCGAUGCCGAGACGACCAGGAGGAAAAUGAAAACCAAAAAGAAUUCGAGCAAUAGAUCUACACACAAUGAAUUAGAAAAGAACCGUCGAGCACACCUUCGUCUCUGCUUGGAAAGAUUGAAGGAACUUAUACCACUGGGAUCAGAGUGUACCAGGCACACUACUCUUGGUUUACUCAAUAAAGCCAAAGCACAUAUUAAGAAACUUGAAGAGCUGGAUAGAAAAUCAAUGUACCAGAUUGAGCACCUGGAAAGAGAGCAUCGCUUUUUAAAGAGGAGACUGGAACAGCUACAGGGUCUGCCAGAGAAUGAACGAAUACGAAUGGAUAGUGUAGGAUCCAAUGUCUUCUCUGAUCGUUCAGAUUCAGAACGAGAAGAGAUUGAAGUGGAUGUUGAGAGCACAGAAUUCUCCCAUGGAGAUGUGGACAAUAUUAGCACUUCCAGCAUCAGCGACCUUGAUGACCACAGCAGCCUCCAAAGUGUUGGUAGUGAUGAAGGUUACUCUAGCUGCAGUAUAAAGCUGUCCUCGUCCAUUUAGAAGAAAGACCCUGAAGCUACCUGCAAAUACGCCUGAGGGAUCACAAUAUGACAAGCUACUUCAGCUUUGGACUUUUGUGAGGAAAUAAAAUAGGUUAAGGACAUGUGCUUGUACUACAAUACUCAUGCACGAGGCACUCACCUAGUACUGAGAUAAAUUACAUUGUUUUGAAGAAAGAAAUAGCACAUAGUGCAUAGGAUUGUGGGUACAAAGCGUGACCACUAUUCAGAUGGUUUCUUUGUGUAUUCGCAGAUAAUCCAUUAGUGUCAAUUCAGUUGGAAAAUACAAGCCUUUUUUUAAAAAAAAAAUGCACUUUUAAGGUGAAGGGCAUCUUGAUGUGUAGCCCAGAGUUCCAAUAUAAUUUGAACAAUGUCAGAAAGCUUGUGGCUUUCUGAUGGAUUGUUUUUGACCUGCACUUGGAGGUCUUCAUUUCCUUUACAAAAACCACAGAUUUUACCUCUGUGGAGACCUCGGCAUUCAGAUUGUUUAAAAGUCAGUUUACUGUAAGAAAAAAAUUUAACUACCCCAAAUAGAGAUUGAAGAACACUUUACCAAAUUGGUAAUUUAUGGCUGAUUUUAUUUGGUGUGAAAAAAAAAUUAAGUGUAUCUUGCUCCCUUUGAUUCUCCAAGUUUUAUGAAAUUAAAUCUUAGGGACUUCUUUCUCCUUUUUUAUUUUUUUUUGUGCUGAUGUUGUGCCUUCUAAGUGUGCAUUGUGUUGUCAUGAAGUUAGUGUCUCUGUUAUCUAUUUGUCCCUGCAUGUAUUCAGAGCGGCUUAAAAAUAGUUCAAUCUUAAUCUUAUUUCCUCUGCUUCCCUUCAGCCUUCGUUCCAUAUUAGAAUGGCCUGAUUACUGUAAAGAUAACCUGACCUCCCCAGCCCCUUCAGAAGCAGCAAUUUUGAAUCCCCCAUACCAAUAAAGUUAAUAAAUUAGCUUUGCAAGAAUAGAAACCUAUAAGCUUUAGUAUCUGUUUUAGCUUUUGGUAUAUGUGCACACUGCAGUACAGUUAAUGGUAUUUUUAUAGAGAGAAGAGAAAGAUUUUUAUUGUUGCUAUGGUCAAAUCCAGUGUUGGUGUUAACUACAGAAGCAUUAGCAGUAGAUUCAGGACUACGGCAUGCAUAUAUAGAGAUGUGUGUUAAACUAAAAUUUAAAAACCACUAGGGACUAUUAGGCGGAAGGCUUGUCUGUAUUUGAAUUGAACUUUUGCCUGUAGCUGAGCUUUAGUAUUUUUAUUCAGAAAUAUUUCAACUUUAGUUUUCAAAAUAAUUCAUUUUCAUUUGAAGCAUCCUAGCUGUUUUAUUUUGUACAAGUGUUGAUUUUAUCUCUUUGAGAUGUCCUUCUCCUGAAAGUCCAUCACUGCUCUAUAGCCUGCUGGAUAAAGUGCAUAUCAGGAAAUUGCAGUUAAAUUGCACAAUGUUUUAACCAUUAAAAUUUGACAAAAUGUCAUGGGGAGUUCACCUGUGAUUUGCCAAAUAUGUGCUGUUGAUGAGUGAAGGUUCAGAUCUUGAAACAUACAUUUCUAAAAUCAACCAGUAAACGUUUUGGGAAAUUUUAACUUCUCAAAAGUAGACUUUUGUGUUUCAGUUGAUCAAAAAAGCACUUCCAUAUAAUCAAUUUUACACUGCAAUUAUUCAAUUUUUCAGUCAAGGACCAUAUGUAGGUCAUUGCAAUGAGUGUAGCUAAGAUAAUUGGAAGAGCUAAUAUGAACAUUUGUCUGUUGUGAGCUUCAACAUGAUUCCCAAUUCCAAAUUUAUGUAACAAACCAAUUAUAUUUUUCCUCAUUUGCCUAUUUAACAUAAACUUUAGAAUCUUAAAAUUAGUACCUUAAGUAAUUCUGGUCACAUUAUAUUUGUUUGCCUUUUUUAUAGGUCCAAUUUUGACUGGGCUUGUAAGAAUAUUUACAAAACAAAGGCGAAAUGCAUCAAUUAAUACUAAAGGCAUGUAUUUAUUGUAUGUGGUUUCCAUUGAGUUCUAAACUAAAGCCAUGACAAGCCAAGAAUUUUCUUAUUUGAGGAAAAUGAAAAUUUGCUGUUUUCAUGUAACUUAAAAACAUUUAAAACAGGAAGAAUUUAAUUCUGGUGCUAUUCAGUGAUAGCUAUUUGGGGCACAAUAAUUGCAUCAUUUGAAAUUGCUAUUUGGCAAUGUAUACUUACUAUAUUUACCAGCCUUGUUUGGUUUAGUUACCAAGCUCAUAUGGACAAUGCACAAAUUUGGCAGCUCUGCAAUAUAUUUCAUAGCUUGUUCACUUUUUAUUUCUGCUUUGCCUCUUUUCUGAGAAGUGAGCAGAACAUGAAUGUAAAACAAGAGGCAGCUUUUUCCAAGACACUCAGCUACAAAAUCCUGUGACUAAUUGAAUGUGCUGAAUGACCAAUUCUAGAGUAACACUUAAUAUUCACCAGCAACUUCCACACGUUUACACCAUGACAAAUGCCUGAUUCUGAUGACAUUUAUGACCAAGUCUUUUAAAAUUGUAUGCUUCUUUAAAAUAUCAUGGUCAUCUUAAAGUAAAUCUAGAAAUACCUGCUGAUCACCCAAGUUGUGCAGUACCAUGGUCUUAUUAGAAGGUAAUCUAGCCAGGACUGGAAGAUUCACUUUGCUCAACAUUCAAAGCCAGAACUCUAGUAAUACAAUCAGUAAUACUGCAGUAGCUCUGAGUUUUGUCAAGAACCACUUUCAAUACAACAAGUUACAUUCUAAUAAUAUGUAUAUUCCAGUCUCUCAGUAGACCACCUAACCAGGUUGAGUUACUGCACACACUCAAACAACUGUUGCAAUGAAGUCAUGGGUUAACAGGUAUUUUAUGUAAGUAGACACAAGAUUGACAGGAAUACAGGCAAUAUGGGAUUCUCUCAGAAAUUAGAGUUGUUCAAAAAAAGAUAAACACUCAUAUAGAGAACACAAAAUCUUAAUGGAAGGCACAAUAAUACUAAAAAAGCCUUGUAUUUCAACAAGCAUAAUCUGGAUAGUAUUUAGCAUUGACACUGUUGAAGUUUGAUUACAAAGUGUAAAGAAGUAUGAUGCCUUUCCCCUUCCUUAAAGCAGUAAAGCCAGAAAUAAUUAGGUGGCAACAAUCAGUGAUCUUUGUGUGUGGUUUUUAACUUCUACAAUGGAUUAGAUUGAUUGAUUUAAAAGAACUAAACUGGAAAGGAAACUGCUAGUUGGUUAAUAGUUACAACUGGAGUUCAGUAUUCACAAUUGAUAACAUGAUCUUCAUACUUAUUACUGAAUACUUUAUAAUGAAUUUUACUUUGGUUAUUUUGGAAUGACCUUUCUGUCACAUCAGUCACAGAAUUGUAUAUUAAAAUAGUAUUGCUAGUUUGACAGCAGGCUUUCAAUUGUUGGCCUAUGUAGACCCAUGCAAUUAUCAAACUGAUUACUGUGCCUGGUUAAAUUAAAAAAAAAUAAAACCAUUUCUACUCACUGAAAAUAGGUCAGUCCUUGCCAAGUAUGAGUACAUUUAUUAUACUCUUGUCACAGGUAUGUUGGUUGUACUGCUAAUUAAUAUUACACAAAUGGUGUAUUUUCAGGGCAGAUGUGCAUGACCUUCCCAUUCCUAUGUCAUUAAAAAGUACCUCAGAGUUGACAUUUCUCUCCUUCCUUUCAGGACAACACUGCACUUGUAAACUUUUAUCAAUUUCUGCCAGCUGUCAAAUUACACAACUGGAGAUAUCUUUACACAGUGGUAUUCACAGAAGAUGCUUUAGUGUCAUUUUCCUUAACACAAUUUUUUCUCUCCUACAAAAUACCUUCCAAUUUUUACUGUAGAAAAGGACUAUUUUUUUCAGAGAUUGAAACAAAAAGCUUAAAGUUUUAAUAAAGAUUCACCCUUUUCUUGUUCUUUAAAGUCAGAAAGCCCUACAUUGAGAAAUGGUCUCAAAUUUAACUUGUGGGGGCAGGGGAAGUAAGUUAAACUGGCAAAAACACAGAUCCAUAGUAGUCUUAUUCAGUAUUAGGGGCAAGAUUAGAUGCAUUGUCCCAAUGGCUGACACCUAUGCUGCAUCUUCCUGAAGGAACUCAAUCUCUCAUUCAGUCCACAUUAGUGAGGUAUGUGGCUCUCUUUAAUUAUCUAAUGAUGUUAUACAGAGUACCUCAGUGCUCUUUAUUAACUGUCCUUUCCAUGUAAAAAUCUAGUUGAUUAUAAUGAUAAGUAACUGGUAGCAUAUGAUCACCAACUUACUGGUGUUUCUAACACAUUCACUAGAAGAAAUGCAUUUGGAAUGUCCAGAGGUUGCAAGAGAAUAUAGGUGCAGGAUUCAACUCCCUUGUUCAGUCAGUAUAAACAAUUUUGCAUUCUCAAUUCUGAGGGGAUAAAAUCAGUAGAAAAUAUCUAAAAUAACAUUGGUAGGGCCAUUUUAUAAUUGAUAAAAAAGGCAAAAUGGUACAUAUGAUUAAAAACAUGAGAAUUCUUAAAGUUAAACAGUUCUGAUCCUCAAAUUGAUCAGUCUGUCAUGAAUCUAACCUGACCAAGCAAUUUAAAUCUUGAAUUUUCACAUAGGCCACUUACAAAUGAAAUUGGGCAAGACAUGAAAUGCAAGUUACUCAGCCAAACCAAUCUCAGCUCCUUAGGACAGGCUUGGUAAAAUUGAAUCAAUUUUAACAACUCAAUUUUCAUUGGUUAUUUAUAAGUAGGUAGGUGAAGUCAAAUAGGACAACAAGAUAUGUGGAAGCUAUGGAGAUUUAAAUACCAAGUACAACAAAUUAUUUUUAAAAUACCCAUACAUUUAAAGUCACUGCAGAAUUUUUAUGUUAACCGAUAUUUCUGUCUCCUCUUUGAAUAACUACAAUGAUCAAAAUAUACUUACUGUGGUCACUGUUACUCAACUGAGCAAAAAUCCAUUAGUUCUUUCUUUAGUUUCCCUAUAAAAAUCAUUGGACACGUGAUACCAUUUCUGCACCUGUUUCAACAAUUGUAGCUCCUUCAUAAGUAUUCAAACUGGCUCAAUCAAAUAAAGAACAAUCUGACACUUUAUAUUUUGAUACAGUAUACAGCUCUUGGUGAUAUCUCCCACUUUCCUACUCAUUAAUUAAGUGACAUAUUCCUGUUAGCACAAAACCUGUAUUUGUGACCUUAACUAAUACUGUAAUGAGGGUAACAUUACAGCAGGUUCAGUUAACUGUAAACUGAUUUUCAGAAACGUCCUUUCCCCACACCUUUAGACUCGUCUUCAGAAUUUGCCUCAGUUUUGUUAAAUAUUUGUAAUUAGGAAGCAUCUUGGAGCAUGCAUUUGUCAUUGAUCUAACUCUUAAGCUUUAUGGUUUCCACAAUCUAGAAUGCAGGAUUUUUCAUCUUAAAGUGGUUGUAACAUUCAUCUAUUUCAUAGAGAUUAAUUUGUGAACUUGUAUAAUUUGGCUUUUAUUUCAGAAAGAUGAAAAAAGUAUUAAAUAAUCAAAUAUACCUCAGGUCAUUGGUCUUUAACCCCACUUAUAUUAAUAUUUUACAUUAAAUCUCACCUUUUUCUUCAAAUUAGAUGAAUGCUUUGGCUUUUAUCUCAGGAGGGAAUUGCUGUUUUCAUAGAAUAUACCCAAAAUCAGCAGCACCUGCACCCCAUUCUCUUCUGCAUUUAAAUUAUCUAGAUAUGCCUUCACUGCUUUAUUUUCCCCUGCAUUAGCAACUGGCCAUGGUUGAUUCCAAAACCCAGCAUCAUGACAUAUAAAUCAAAAACUCACUCAACACCCUCCCACAUCUGUUGGUAAAUGGAGGAAGGGGUGCUCAAAUUUAGAUUUCAGCAUGUCAGCAGCUAUGUUCAUGGACAGUAACAGGAUUUGUUUUCAAAUCACUUGAAAUGAGCAGUAUUAAAAAACUGCAAUAUUCAUUGUGAUAGAAACCAAAAUAGCACUGUUGUUAUAGUGUAGGUGCUAUUUAUAAUCAAUGUAUAUUGGUUUAACAGUUAAUUAUUGGCAUUCAUUUAUAGCCUAAAUCACAUGCUGCAAAGUGUACAAAAACAAGGCUUGAAGCAAGUCUCAAGUAGAAAGCUGUGCAAGGGAAAAUAGGAUAUUGUUUUAAGGCAGGCUGUCCAUUUACAGUCUGAAUACAUAACUUGUAAAAAAAAAGUUCCUGCUGGUUGAAACAAAUAGCACACUUGUUCCCUAAGCUUACUCCAGUUUUAAAAGUUACUUAUUUUUGUUUGUAGAGAAACCUCUUAUGUACCUCUUGUAUAAAGCAUAAAAUAAAACUUCAUUUUGUGAAA
Pristis pectinata (smalltooth sawfish) is the source of this 7024-nucleotide messenger RNA. It is a transcript of the gene mxi1, whose product is annotated as max interactor 1, dimerization protein. Gene Ontology annotation, molecular function: DNA-binding transcription factor activity, RNA polymerase II-specific; protein dimerization activity; RNA polymerase II cis-regulatory region sequence-specific DNA binding. Bases 139 to 840 code for a protein of 233 amino acids. The record is from RefSeq and is a predicted model, not a curated record. Gene Ontology annotation, biological process: regulation of transcription by RNA polymerase II. Lineage: Eukaryota; Metazoa; Chordata; Chondrichthyes; Rhinopristiformes; Pristidae. The transcript has 6 exons.